Bipolaris sorokiniana ND90Pr is the source of this 819-nucleotide messenger RNA. RefSeq lists its product as uncharacterized. Bases 1 to 819 code for a protein of 272 amino acids. The record is from RefSeq and is a predicted model, not a curated record. The transcript has a single exon. Lineage: Eukaryota; Fungi; Ascomycota; Dothideomycetes; Pleosporales; Pleosporaceae.
AUGGACGCUUCACAAGAGGAAAUUUUCCUCACUUGCGAACAAGCUCGCAAAGAAAGCGAGAAUGUUAUGAAAACAUGUAAGAUUGAAAAUAUGGGGCACGGUUUCAUAUCACAUCUCUGGCAAUCUGUAUCGAAGAUGUCCAGGUCUCUCACGAAAGGAUUUCUCUUGGCCGAAUUGCAAAACAGCAAGCCGGCAUGGUGGACGGACGAUAUAGUGCAGCGUCAGCUAAAGACCAUCCACCUGAUGAGGAAAUAUGAGCGAAGGCUUCGAUACUUGGCUCACGAAAAGGAGAUCUUCCCCCUUCCCCGCGGAGAUAUCUGUGCAACCGAGUCCAUUGAAUUGCAGGAAGCGGUGUUGACCGGGUUAAACCAUACCAUGGUAGCAGCGCGAGUUCUAUUCUUGUUGCAGCAGAGCGGUGAAGAACGAGGCACGUUUCCGAGCGACGGUGGUCUACGGUACGGAGGCCGUGACUUUUGGACUAAUCUAACGAGCAACGGUGAGGUGUUGUUGCCGGAGCGGUACCAAUUUCUUCUCUAUGAGCAUAGACUGGAGCCCCUAUCGCUUGAAUGGCAGGCAUUCGUGGAGCUGGUGGGCUGGCUCACACGCCAGGAGCGUAACCUUGCACAAACGAUCCGCGGAAGUUGUGUUGAAGCCGGCGUGAUUGGUACAGACGAUAGGGUGGGGUUCUUCCAGACAUCUAUAGCCUACGAAAUGAUAGGCCCAGAUUGCAAGGACUGUCUAGUCUGCCAGGAGGGACUGGCCAAGACAGCAGCAGAAGGGGGGAGGUCCCAAUCAAGACACCCUGUGGCCACAUCAUAG